Messenger RNA from Oncorhynchus kisutch (coho salmon), 2552 nucleotides. RefSeq lists its product as uncharacterized. The record is from RefSeq and is a predicted model, not a curated record. The coding region runs from base 723 to 1817 and encodes 364 amino acids. The transcript has 2 exons. Lineage: Eukaryota; Metazoa; Chordata; Actinopteri; Salmoniformes; Salmonidae.
CAAAUAUAUAUACAGCGAUCUAAACUUUAAUUUAGAUUUUUUUUUUUUUCGAGGAAGCACUCACAAUUGACAGCAUUGAAGCUAAAAAUGGGUAGGCUAGUGUCGUGGUAAGGCACGUCGGAUGGUUCGAUUCUACUGGCCUUUUUGCUUGGUUGAGGGACGGUAGCUAGGGGCGGUACUGAAUCUAUAGGCUCUCUGAACAUUUGAAACACAGCAACCUUCCUUCCUUGACUUCCAACCGAACAGUGAUUACUUCCAAGCCUAGAGAGGUAGAUAAAGAGAAUUCGAACCAGGCCCUAUACUUCUAAAUAUCACGUGAUUUUGGCGCGACACUGGCAGCCAGGACGUCGGGAUGAGACGUUUUCAGUUUGUUGACAUUGUUAUGGUACAGUUUAGUUGCGCCACUGUUUUGUUGAACUAUGCCUAAAGCUGCAAACCAUCUUGAUAGAUGCCGUCUCUGCGACCAAAAUCUAAUAUUUGGUGCGUUACAACAUGUGCGUUCCCUUGUGUCAAAGUCGAAUUGUACCAUUCUGACUAGGUUAUCAUCCCUCGGCAUAAACCUGACACUGCACGAAGAUACAUCGACAAUGAUAUGUCAGAAGUGUUUUCGUAACAUUAGUAAGGUUGAAAUGCAUGGAAAGCUACAACGCAAACACCCGAGUUUGGAACUCCCGGCGAAGAAGUUAUGAAGUCCCAACAAGGCCCAAUAGAGACCGGAAGAGAUGAUACAAAGACCAGGUGUUUUAACUGAUUCAUUGAAUGAGGUAGCGGAGAAGAAGCGUCAACGGGAAGAAAGCCCACCAACUACAGGCAGGGGUGCCAAGAAGAGAUGCAAUGUCUCUACAAAAUCCCCAGAGAAGAACAUUAUGGUUGAGGUUGUCAUUACAUACAACCCAAAAUUGUGUCAUCCAAAACCAGGAGUCGGUUCCCCUGACAACAAGGGAAGGAUGUGGAAACAGAAGAGGAAGGUAAUUGCUUCAGAAUUUUCGGGCAUGAUUGAAAACUUGGCUAUGGGCAAUGUGGUGACCUUUGCAAAAUUAGCCUUGACAAAUGAGAACAUAUCCCAAGAAAUCAGAAAGGAAAUUGUAAACAAAAUCCAAGUGGAGGUCACGGCAUAUGCACGCCUCCCUAAUGUUUUUGAACCUUGCAUUUUGAGUAGUACCUCGUUGGAGAAUAUGAAGUAUUUUUCAUACGAAGCGUUGGAUAAUGAGUUGUCCAGGAAGACACCAUGGCUUUAUACCACCAUCAAUACUGCAACAGGUGGUUCCACCAUCCAUAACUGUGUGGCUGCCUCUGUGGCCCUGAGAGGUAGAAACCCCAGGCUUUCUGCACUGGCCUAUGUCAUCAACUCAACACUGACCCCAGGGGGGGUUAAGCCCAUUUUCAAAAGACUCUCGAAAAUGGGCAUUGUAACAUCAUACCAAUGUGCCAGCAGUAAGCAGAAGGAGAUGAGGGCAGCUGGGUACAACAUCAUCAAAUGCUGGAGGGAGGACUGCGAGCUAUUUUUCCAACAUAGUGUCAGCGGUGAAGUCUGCCCACGACCUCCUCCUACGGCUAAACUGACAGAGGAAACCGGAAGAGAGGAGGACGGGGGGAAAGAUAAAGUGGAGGUUGGGGGUCCAGUGGAUGAAGAGUGGGGUUUCCUGCUAGGAGAGACAGAAAGAGAGGAGGACAGAGGAUCAAUAGUACAGGAAGAGAGAGAAGAAGAGAAAGACAGGGGUUCCCUGCUAGGAGAGACAGAAACAGAGGAGGACAGAGGAUCAACAGUACAGGAAGAGAGAGGAGAGGAGAGGAGAAAGACGGGGGUUCCCUGCUAGGAGAGACAGAAACAGAGCAGGAAUACUUUGGAUUAAACCUCACCUGUGAGAGUGAUUAGAGAACUAGCCUAACAAAGAGUCUGUAGAUGACAGAUCUAGGCCUAGGAUACAUCUCUGAACAACAAGGGACUAAUCAUAGUUUGGGUACCAACUUACAAUACAGAUGGUGACACAUUGAACUGUACUUCUUAACAUGGUCACAAAUAUGAUACACCGAGUGUUAUAAGACUGUGUCACUGAAUGUCAAUGUCAAUUGCUAUUUUAUCAACAUUCUUGACUUGCUGACGUGUGUGCAGAUGUCGAUCUGAUCAGAUAUCAUCGAGGAAUACUUUAUCACAGACUACAUAAUAUGGUUCAUUCAUACAUGUGGUAAAUCAUUCUAGAAUAUUACAUUCACCCUGUAUUAAUACUGUAUCUAGACAGGCCUCAUCCUAUGUACUGCAUAUUGUCUUUUUACAUGAUACUUUUCAAUGAUAUCCACAGGGGAAAGCCAGAGACUAAAGGUGUCUACAGAAAAUACACAAACUGGGCCUUUUUAUUUAGACAUUUUCUAAGCUCAAUUAUGUCCAUGUCCAGUUUUAGAAGAGCCUCUGUGAGCUGGUGAGCCCAAACAAUAACUUCUCCAACCCUACGAUGCGGUUGUAUUCGGACAAGUUGGAAGGAGAUGUCGCAACAUUUGAACACCGAUGCUGAUAUGAAGAGUUGGAGAUGAGGAGCGGGGCUGCUGCGUCCCGC